This is a messenger RNA of Paramecium tetraurelia, 5223 nucleotides long. RefSeq lists its product as uncharacterized. The transcript has 9 exons. NCBI's taxonomy places the organism in Eukaryota, Ciliophora, Oligohymenophorea, Peniculida, Parameciidae. The record is from RefSeq and is a predicted model, not a curated record.
AUGGUUAUUAAAAAGGUCUUUGAAGAUUUUUAUCGUGAAAACUUUCUGAUGAUAAGAGAUAGCUUUUAUAGGAAUCAAUACUUUAGUUUUGGAUUGAUAUUGUUUUAAACCAUUUAGUUAUAAGGGAUAUUUCUCAGUGAAAAUAAUUUUGAACCGUAAAAACAUGAAAAAAAGAGAGGGAUAAUGGAUGCAAUAAUUUGGAUUUUAAAAUCAUCAAAGUAAACAUUUGAUUAGAAUAUUAGGAUAUACCCUUUAUUUCAAACUGAAACAAACUUAAGUCAAAUAUAUUUUAUAGAUGUCUGUUUCUUAAUUAUUGUAAUUGUGAUUUCUCUUUUAAAUUUAAUUGUUGUAUUUAGGAAGAAUAGUUAAUAGAAGUAGACAAAUUAGAAAAUAAACGGAUUAUUUUCUUUAAAAUUUUCAGAUUUCCCCAUUUAAUUGUAAACUAAAUAAUAUUUUCAUGUAAAUUUUAUCAAAUUCAUUACUAAUGCAUUGUCGUUCUUUUUGUAAACAUAUAAAUAUGUGCUCCAUUGGAUGACCAUUUAUUGUUCAUUAAAUAUUUUUAACAACUAUAUUGCAGAUGAUCAAUAAGCAAAUCAAAAUUGGAUUUAUACAUAAGGCAUGAUCGCAUCAAUAUUUGUGUUUUUAUUUUUUCUAAUCCUUGAUAUCUUUAUGAUGUUUCAUUGUUUUGAUUACAAAUUUAAAAACAAAGAUUGUUUGGGAAGAAAAGUAACUGGAUUUAAAUUAUUAUAAAACAUCUACAUUUAUGCAUGCAUACUCAUAAUAAUAUUUACUAAACAAAAAUACCCAAAUCUGCAAUUAUUAUUAGGACUAUUUUGUAAUUUGUUUUUUUUACUGUUAAGUACUCUAUAAAUUUUAUUUAGAAGACAAUAAAUUAAUACUUUUUAGUCAUUUGUAUUGGGUCAAUUUAUAUUUAUAUAUAUUGGAUAGAUUUGUUACAUUAAUAAUUUAUUCUCAAUAGAUUUCCUUAAUUUAUUGGUUUUCAUCUCAUCUCCUAUUAUAAUUGCAGUCUAAAUAAUCAUCAGACGAGAAUAGUUUAAGUAUCAUUUUGCAGUAAGUUUAAAGGAUCCGAGAAAUUUGGAAGAAAAAUUAAGAAUAAUGUAUGAUCUGAUUAAAAUGACUUAUUAUAAGGAUUGGAGAACUUUUAAGAAACCAAUUAUUAGAACCUACAUUUCCCUCUAAUUACACAAUGUUGCUGCUAAUCAUUUAAGAAAUUGUUCAGGCUAUUUGGUAGAGGAUGGUUAACCUUUACAAUACAAUCUUUCUAGAUAAUGUUUUUGUAGAUAAUACUUUUAAUAUAGUGAAUAGAAAUCUCUUACAUUUUGGAAAAGAGAUUUAGAUCAUGAUACAGAGAAGAAAUACUUUGCUUUUAAAAGUGAGAAACAAUUUAAAUAAUUUCUGUUCGAUUUAAUUCGAUACUAUUUUGAAAGAUUUCUGUAAAAUAAAUCAUUUACGGAUAACAAUGAAUAAUUUUCAUAUAUCUACUUCCUAUUUUAAGUACAAAAGAAGCCUACUAAAGCAUUUUAUGAAGCAAUGAACUUAAAAUUUAAAGUUAAGAAGCUGAACUAAAAGAGAACUAUGAUAAUUGAAUAAUUGAUUUAAGAUGCUAAACAUAACUUCAAUUAGAUGAUCGAAAAAAAAGAUCUUAAAAAUCAGAAGUACAACUUUAAAUAGGUUUUUGACUUUGAUUCAAAUCUUGACACUUCUAAAUAAAACUUUUAGAUCAUACUUUCAAAUUAUAAGAAAUGGUUUUAUUAACUGUUGAAUUAAUAAUUAUAAUUGCAAUCAAUCAUAAAGAAAGGAACUGAAUUAUAGUUACAGAUUCAAGUCUUAGAAAAACAAUUAUUCUAAUUAUAUUAACUAAAUCCAGUCUCCACUGAAUUAGACACUAUCAUCUAUUUGUUUUAUAAAUACUUAAAUUUCAACAUCAAGAGACCUAAAACAACUAAAAGAAAUUCUACAUAUGCUAACUAAUUUGUCUAGUCUAUUAAUUAACAAGUAUUUUAAAGGGAUUCCUGCAUCAUUUAUAUUUCAUUAAUGAAUCAAAGAGGCUCAAUACAAAAUUAUACAAAAUCCUUCAAAUCACUUAUCUUGGGGACUGAUUAAGAUAUCAAAUAUUAGAAUAUUAAACAUUUCAUGCCUGAUUCUAUUGCCUAGUAUCAUGAUAUGUAUUUAGACAACUUUAUUGAAUUUGGCAGAAUGAACAUUGUGAUGGCUGAAUAAAGAUUUUUAAUAUUGAAAAACAAAGAAUCAUUCAUCAUUCCAGUCUAUGCCAAGGUGAGAUUGGAAAAUUACUCUAAUAGUGACUUUGGAUCUUCUGCAUUAAUCACAUAAAUAAAUUAAUAGAAUUAUUAUAUAGUCAUAAGCAAAUUUGGGAUUUUAGAAGAGAUAUCAUAGAACUUUUAUGAAGAUAUUAUCAAGAAAACAUUCAACUGUCCUCCCAAUUAAUUGAAGAAUCUGAAUUUCCUUAGAAUUAUGCCAUGUUUAUUAAGGGAUCUCUAGAAACUUGAAGAAACUUACAAAAAUAAUACUGAAAUUGAUUUUGAAUUCUAGUAGCAAAACAAAGACAAAGUAAACUAUGACAUUUUGAAGGAAGGACAUAUUCUAAUACCAAGAUAAUUUAAUCUAAAUGAAUAUAUACAAUUACUAAGGACAAGCAUGACUGGUGAUAUUCAAACAUACUUUUUACUGAAUAAUAGAAAAGUCAUCUUUACUAUUAGAACGUUUAACAUUAUUUUAUCUUUUAUAUUAAUGAAGACUAUAAAUUCAUUGCAUAUAAUCCUGGAUAUCUAGAAUCUUAAGAUGGUAAAAUCAGAACAACAAUAAAAGGUGCUGAAAGUCAUUUAGAAUCUUUGUAAUUUUGAGGGUUAACAUAUCAAUAUUUAGCAAUAGACUCCAAAGAUUAAUUAUAUGCAUCAGGAUUCUGAAUACAAGGAAAACUUAUAUAAAGAUAAUUUUGAUUUGUUUAGGAAGUCUCAAUCAUCUGAAUAUUUAGAAAGGAAAUACUAAGAUGUGGAGUCAAAUUUGUUAUUAGAAGAUGAUGUGAUGAUCACUCAAAAAUAAAGGAAUAUUGAGGAAUAUAAUCCUUUUUCUAAAAGAGAAUAGAUAUCUUUAACUCUGGAUUCAAAAUCAAAAGAAAACUAAUAAUUAUUGUAGAUGGAAUUCGACAAUUCAAAAUAGUAUCAAAGAUAAAAUAGUUUCUAAUUGAUAUCAAAGAAUCAGAUAGAAGACAUGGAUCUUUCUAAUAAAAAUUCUAAGGAUUCAAUUGAUUCAAGUUCUGAUCACAAAAGCAAUAAUAAAAUCACUAUUCAUUAGAAUGAUGGAGGUAGUUCAAUUGGUAGUUCUUAAUAAUAAUCAGAUUAUCUUAGCAAGAGAAGAAUGAUUAAGGAUGUCUUAUACUCAGAUCAUCAAUUCUAAAAUAAUACAACCAAAAAAGGAAUGUUAAUCUUUGGAUUGCUGUUACUAAUUAUUUUAUAUGUUCUCAAUCUUGUGUUUAUAAUUAUCUCUAAAGAAAAAUUUUUAUUGAUUGAAACAAAUAAGCAUGUCUCCAAAAAUAUUGAGUGUUCUUUUAACCUUUUCAUACUAUCCAAUCAAUAUUAGCAAAUAUUGCGUUAGAAUCAAACAACUUUGCCAUGGUAUGAUUAGAUACAAAAUGUCUCAAUCAAUUAUUACAAGUAGUAUAUAUAAGUAAUUCUGAAUGAAUAAAAUACUAUAAUAGAGUAAUCAAGCUUUAAUUAAUAAUAAAACAUCAUUUUUACCCAAAACAAUCAGACCCUAUUAUUAGAUUAAUUGUUCAUAUUUAAAUUAGUUGGUUAAUAAAUGAUUGAUUAUAUAAAAAACAAUGAAGUAGAUGAUAAUAAUAGCAUACAAUUCAUAAUUGAUAACUAUUUAGUAAUUAUCACUGAUAUGCUCUCUGAAUUGAAUUCAUCAAUUACUACUAACAUAAAUGAAUAAAUUGAUUUUAUUUAAACCUAGCAUUAAUUAUCAAUAAUUCUGUCAGAAGUAACAUUAAGUUUAUUAGUAAUCAUAUUAUUACCUGUAUUUUUGGUGAUAAAUAAAUAAAAGAAUACUAUUUUAUAAUUCUUCACAACAUUCCCAUAAUCAGAACUGUAACAAUAAUUUGAUGUAUAUCAAAUUUUAUUGGAGAAAUUAGAAGAGACUAAAUUCGCUCAAUAAGAAACUAAUCAAUAUGACAUUGAAAGUGUUCACAUUAAAAAGUUUGCCAAAACUAUUCGAGGGAUUAAGGAUUCCAAUCAUAAGAAAUAAUAACAUGGAAAAUUGAAGACCAUAAUUGGAUCGAAUGCCACUCCCUUAAUAAUCUUCAGUAUCUUAUUAGUAUUGCUGUUAUUUUCUAUAGUAUCAGCUUACUUUAUCACUUCUUAUUUGAUUCAAUUUUAAUUUUUAAAUGAAUAUCAAAAUUACUUUUAAUAAAAUACAAUUUAUAGUACUUUACAAAAUGAAAUAUUAAAAGAGAAUUCCAUCGAAAAUAUUAUCAUAAAUAGUUUGAUUAGCCAAAACACAUUAGAAGUGAAUGAUACUUCAAUCUUAUAAUUGAUUCAGUAUCAGUAGGAAAAUUAGAAUUAGGCAUUAAUUUAUUACUCCUAAGAACUGACAGGUAAACUAAAUAAUGACGAUUCUCAAUUAUUUGAAAUAUUGUCAAAUAACUUUUGUGCUGUUUUUGAUAGUCUUUUAAUAUCGCAUUUGUCGAAUUAGCAAUAUUUAGAUUAUUUUUCUUAUGAGAUUUGUGAAUCAUUUGGUAAUUAAUAAUCUGGAGUCAGUGUCACUUUGGCUAAUUUUAUCACUCAAAUGAAUUAAUUUUAUGAGACUCUAUCAAUAUUUGAAUGUAAUAUUAAUAUUUUAAAUCCUUAAAAUUUAGAUAAGGAAGUGAUUUUAUUGAGCAAUAAAGAGUUAUAAGAAAUCUUCAUUUAUUUAACAUUUGUGCUUCAAGUUAUAUCUGAUUAUGAAGAUUAUCAAUUAAGAGACUUAAUUGACAGCCAUUUUGUGAGUUAAAUAGUCAUAUUUGCGAUUGGGGCUACGUUUGUUUGUGUUUUUACUUUUAUAACAGAGAAGUGUUUCAAGAAUUUAAUUUCAAAUUAAAUUAAUUAAUCAAAAUUAUUAUUAACAUUAAUCCCAUUUGAAGUAUUAUAAACAAAUGCUUAUGUGAUGACGUAUGUGUUGCAGGAGUCUAAGAAAAUAUAUUUGUGA